Messenger RNA from Trichoplax adhaerens, 5928 nucleotides. RefSeq lists its product as uncharacterized. Gene Ontology annotation, cellular component: voltage-gated calcium channel complex. The coding region runs from base 1 to 5928 and encodes 1975 amino acids. The record is from RefSeq and is a predicted model, not a curated record. NCBI's taxonomy places the organism in Eukaryota, Metazoa, Placozoa, Uniplacotomia, Trichoplacea, Trichoplacidae. The transcript is spliced from 39 exons. Gene Ontology annotation, molecular function: voltage-gated calcium channel activity.
AUGACUUAUCUAAUGGACUACUCUGGCCAUCGAUUAAGAAAUCAGAUGGGAACAUAUUACAUGAACUUACGGGAAUAUUCUAUCGAUAUUCAAUAUACUGUUCCUUAUUACGAUAUAACCUUAGGAUCCGGAUUAUUUUUUACGAUGUCCAUAGCUUGCUACGACUCCAAUGAAUUGAUAGGAGUAGUUGCAAGUGAUGUAUCACUCAUCGAAUUAUUCCAAAGACUUCCCUACUUUCGCUAUGGGAAAUAUUCAUAUGCUUUCCUAAUCGAUAAGCAAGGUCGACUAUUGAUACAUCCUAAACAAGCCUAUGCAACGAAAACCAAUCCUAUGCCUAGUAUUUUGCAAUUGGAAACGAUGGAACCAGAAUUUAUUCAAGUAGCUGGGAUCAAUACGAUUUUAGAUGGAGAAGGAGGAGAAAUUUCAGUAUUUGCACCCCUUUAUCUUGCAAAUGGUAAAGAUCCGGCUGAUGGUAGCCAAGUAUUAUUUAAGAAUCUUACCUAUGUCUGGCGCCCAAUACCAAAGUCCCCAUUUAUUGUUGUGGGCGUAUUUCCAAUAGAAGAUUACGUUCAAAAUAAAGCCCAAAACGUGUAUUGGCAGUCAUUUGAUGAGCCAGCUAAUUAUCACAAUUUGGAUAAUGAAUCCAUUGCUAAUGGAAUCAAUAUUUGCCUGCUAAACACGAUAGCACUCUCUCCUAAUAAUUCAACCGUUAAGCUGGCUCCUGGUAGUUUCGUGCUCCCACUAAGCUAUAUCGUCUAUGGUGAAACAGAAAGGCUGAAAUUAAAUAUUCAACAAUAUUUGAAUAGCAAUGCAACUAACAAUACCAAUACAAUCAUCAAUUCAGAUGUUAAGCCAGAUGUUAUUACUACUGCCCAUAUCAUUCCAACAUGGCUGAAAAAUAAAAAGUAUAGUGAGGAAAAUGGAGUUAUAUUUAGAUAUAUGGCAACUGAAAGUGGAGUAUUCCGUAUAUUUCCUGGUGUAGAAGCGAAUAUGGAAUAUGAUCCGAGGCUUGAUAGUUGGUAUCACAGAUCAUUAAAGAGCUACUCCAAGAUUACUGUAUCAUCACCGUUUAGCGAAAAUGAUAAAGCUUGGAAUGGUUAUGUUACUGUUAGUAAAACUAUCUAUCAAGGAAGAAAAGAUCAUUACCAUCCUGGCAAAGGUGAAGUACCUGUUGGUGUUGCUGGCAUGGAUGUAACUUUUGGCCACUUUCGUAAUGUGUUAAUAACUGGGGCUCCACAAUGUGUUCUUUCCGAUAACGAUUGCUAUAUUUUGGAUAAAUUAGGGUAUAUUAUUGCUGACUUUAAUAACAAAGCUGCGCAAAAGAAGGAACAUAUUAGUCAAAAAUUUCCUUGGCUCACCGCUUAUUUAGUUAGCAAAUCUUCAGUUCUUGAGGGAACCUACUGCCGAGACUUUGAGCAUGAUAAAGCACAUUUAUUCUAUUCGCUGAAAAACUUCACCAUAAUCAAUCCUGAUGUCAGCAAUCCAUGUUAUAGUUUUGCUUUAGCAUCAGUUCCUUACGGAGAUUUCUACCUAUUGGUUAGACCACAAUCGGCACGAUCAUGUAAUUUUAAUAGCCCACCUCCAGAAUUUGAGAGUACUUGUAGCUGUAAUAGUAAUAAGACGUGCUCUAACUGCAACGGAAUAACUUCGAUAUGUCAGUGCCCUUGUUCUUGCCCGCUUGGGCAUGAUCCUUGUACUCUUAAGACGACUAGCAAUGCAUCCGUUGUCUGUCCAAUUUAUUUGCCCUAUAAAAAUGCAACCUAUAAUACUGCUACUCGAUUAAUUAAUACCGCUAACCAAUGCGAUAGGGCAUGCGAAAUAGCAGCUAAUGAAGAGCUCUGCUUGAUUAAAUCAUCGUGUAAAUGGUGUGGAAAUCAGAAAGUGCCAGCUUGUUCUACAUUUUGUUUAACUAAUACAAGUUCUAGCGGAUCAUUUUGUAUUUUUGGUGAGAAUCCUCUAUUACUAGAUGCUUUCGAAAGAGAUAAGCUUAGAACAUCAGUUGUCCAAAGUCUUAAUGCAUUCAUUGGUAAUAUCAAUCCAAAAUUGAUAUGGAACAUUCGAUUUACUACCGCUGGCCAAGUUUUCUAUACUAUUUUGGGCUCCGAUGUGACACCAAAUCCAGGAUAUUUAACUAGCAAUAUCUCCCAAGCAAUUAACAACAGCCAAGUUUAUAUCAAUUAUUAUAAUAGGAAAUUGGCACAUAUGGAAAAUAUUUGCACAACAGGCCACUUGAAAAUAAAUAUUACAUUUAAGCCACAAGAUUUCUCUGAAUACAACCAAGAUACCGUCAAGAUUGAAUUUCUUAGAUUUAUCGAGGCUAUAACGAGAACAACAUUUCAAUCAAGAAUUUUGCAACGUCGAUUGGAAAGCUAUUUACGCGGAUCAGAAAAAGCAUCUUCUUUCAUGUUAGCUGUCAUUAAAUCUAAAAGUAAAGACCAAAUCGAGGCAGAAGUAAAAUCGCUUCAACAAGCUAUCCGCAAUGGGAUAUCCAUAGAUCUACUUACUUUGCACAAGUCCUUAAAAAUUCAUCGACUUUAUAUCAAUGGCAAUCUAACUGAAACUUUCGUCCCAACGAUUAACGUGACAUUCCAAAUGUCCCGAAAUAUGUCAAACUUUUCUAUGCCAGAAAGGGCUGAAAUUUCAAAUCAAGUUAUUCCACUCCUGAGUGAAUUAUUUAACGCAUCAGUUGCUUCCAAUGUGAAGAAUCUACGAAUAGUAGAUGAGGGUGUUACAUUUACCUUGGUUGGCGGUAUCAUCAAUGAUCUCUAUUCAUUCAGAGAUGAAGAGAUACGAUUAGAAGAAGCCACUAAAACUGGUCAGAUAGUCCUGAAUACAACUGACGAAGCUGGAAUUAUUGCACAAAAGUUAUAUAUAAAUGAUGGCUUUCGAGUCAAGUUGAUAGUACCCUCCAUGCUAUUGAAUCUAACCUUCUCCCAUAUGAAUAUGGACAGCAAUGACUCAAGAUUGUUUUCUGAAAGAGUCAUAGUCAGUUUAGAAGAUAUAUUACAAACCAGUCUUAAAAAUAGGCUAAAGGAUAUUAGCAUGGUUAAGAGCCAUUUUGGCUGCCAGUUAGCGGGUCAACUGAUUCAAAAAUGGUAUCCUAUAUCGCAAGAAAUUGAAAAAAUUAGAGCUUCAGUUAACAGAGGAUUAUAUAUUCAAAAAUUGGAUAAUCAUUACGCUUAUGUUGUUCGAUUGUUUCAAGAAUUCAGGGUUAUCGCUGAAUAUUCACCAUUUCAACCUUUGUCCCUACAUUUCCCUCGAAUAUAUUUUGGUAACUUUCAAGAAACACGAAUGAACGCCAUCUCCAAGAAAUUAUUAUCUAUUGUUCAAAAGAUCUAUAAUGGUGAUAGCAUUAACUUUGUUCAGGAUGUUAUAUAUUCCUUGGAUAAAAUAAAAUUUCAUCUACUCCGUGAAGUCUGGAAUGAAGGAAGCAUCAAAAUUUACGAUUUAAGUUUCUUAUCAAAUGGGGUUGCAGACGGAAAAUUUACUCAUUUAAUCGAUGAUAUACCACGAUUAAAUGCUCUCUAUUCUGAUAACCUUAUGCAAUCGCAAUACAUUCCUAGAAUACCUAUGAUCAUGCAAUUCCCAAGUUAUAUUACCAAAUCUCUCGAUAUAUAUGAGAGUAAAGAAAUGGAAACUGAUAUUAUUACACAAAUGAAUAAGAUUUUAUCCGAUAAUAUGAUCAACCGAAUUUUAAAAUCAAAUCUUACGGCUGAUGGUAGAUUUGAUUUUAUAUUGCGAGGUACAGGUAGCGCGAAUUUACCAAGUCUACAGCAAGAGACGAAUACUUUAGCUCAGAGUAUUAAGAAGAAAUUGCUUAUACAAUUACCACAGAAUAAAACAGUUCCAGUAUACCGAUAUUAUUCCAACAGAGUACUGAAAGCAGAAUAUCUGAAUAGCAUUGGAUUUUCGUUUACCUUCACUUGUCAGAAUUUGAAUGGUAUCAAUCUUACAGAUAUCAGUGCAAUCCAACUGGCAAUUGAUAAAAAGUUAGACCACGUUCUCGACAAUGGUGGAACCGUUAAACCAAAUAGCACCAUCAUGUGGCAGAAUCAAAUCAUAUUUAAUGUAUAUGAAAAUGUACACUUUCGAAAUUGGUCGGAUAUUGCAAAACAAGAUUUAAUUUAUGGUGUCAAAAGCAAAUUAGAAAUUGAUCUGCCUUCAAAUAAUUGUACUAUUAUUGCCACAAAGCUUUACUCACAAGCUGAGUUACUGGCAAUCUAUGUUCCAAGUACCCCAAUCACUUUUGCCUUAGCACUCAAAGUGCCAGUUAUGUGGAGUAAUGAAAUUCUUUUCAACAGCAUAAAGCAAGCAAUGAAGACACAUACAGGAAGAGGAUUAGAGAACAAAUUGGCCAAAUUCUCAUUAUCGGGGAGAAACGCUACGUUCUAUGUCAAUGGAUUGCAUUACUACAAUCAGUCAUUUAUGGAUACCGAUGUUGAAGCUAUUAGUCUAAGUGUAGAAAACAAGCUUACCCUCCAAUUAUCCAAUAAUUCGAUGACAUAUGUAACUGAAAUGAUACAGAAUGGCACAGUCCAAGCAAGUUAUAUGAAAAAGUCCGUUAUGGUGCUAACACUACCGCCAAUCUACUUAAGCUCACUCAGUACCGGAGAUAAAAGUAUCGUUAGCCAACGUUUAAUGGAAAGUCUUCAACAAACAAUUGGAAUAAAUACGAAGCAACGCAUGAUUGGUGGUGUUACCAUCUAUAAUAGUAAUAUCACCUUCAUGUUGAUGGCAGAUAUAGAAAACGAUGCUGAAAAUAAGAAAGCUAUAGAAGAUAUUAAAAAAUUAGUUAUCGUAGGAUUUACGAUUUAUUUACCAAAAUCAAACGCGCUUGUCCGCAAGUUUUACUCUGAUGAUAUAUUUCAAGCAGAGCACGUGCCAAGGUCUUUGAUACGAUUUGAGUUGCCAGCUGCUAAUUUAUUAGAUUAUAGCCAACUACAGCAGAAUUCUAUCAAGCACUCGAUUCUGCUCGAGCUGCAAGAACGUUUCCUUACUAAUAGCAGUGCCAAAUUUACAAAUGUCACUUUACUCAAUAACGGAAUCACCUUUGCAUUGUAUGAGGAUAUAGAUGUUGAAAAAUCACUCUUUGAAGAAGUUAGCUAUAUCGGGAAAACAGUGCAGCAGGGUUUUUAUUUAACCUAUCUCGAAUCGAAGAAAAUUGUUCGUAGGAUGUUUGUUGAUAAAGCAUUCUGGUCUGAAUAUCUACCGAGCGAGUUGGUUUUGUUAGAAUUCCUGGGUGUCGCUUUUGAUAAUAUGACAGCAAGUGAACUAAAUCAAGUAAAAACAACACUUUUUGAGAAAGUUAACCAAACUAUUGGUCUAUCGGCAAUCCAUCGUAUAACUGAAACCGCUAUUACUGACAAUACAAUUUCCUUCACCCUGACUGAACAUCCGUUUAAUGGUGAUUCUAAUGUACCUGAAACACUCCAUAGUGAUAUCGCAAAACUAAAUGUCAAAGUCAAGAGCGGAUGGUAUUGGCAACUUCCAGUCUAUCAAAUGACACCAAUAUCUGGCAUCUACAUUAAUGGAAAUCUUACCGAAGAAUAUAUACCACCCACAACAGAAUCACCUCUAUUCCAAACAGCAUUUCCAGAUAAUACAACAGCAAACAACCAGAGCAGCCUCAAUAAUCAUGUUGUUAUUACAUUUAGCUCGCUUCAAAUGAAUCCUAUAUUAAUAGUAGUCAUAUCGGUUAUGGUUUUCAUUAUACUUGGAGUUGGAGCAACUGCAGUUGUCAUCAUGAAAAGGCGAGAAGAAACGAAAUAUCGAUUGUUGCGGUCCAGUGCUGAUGUAGCCAUUUCUGCUGAUGAUAAUGACGAUUAUGUCACACCUAUCGAAGUAAAGCGGCAAAUAUUAGAAAGUGCUAGAAAAUUGCCUCCGCCUCCAACUGAAGUCUCUAACAGUAGUUAUUCAGCACCAUAUUAA